Tachysurus fulvidraco (yellow catfish) is the source of this 3748-nucleotide messenger RNA. RefSeq names its product kelch-like family member 14 (gene klhl14). The record is from RefSeq and is a predicted model, not a curated record. NCBI's taxonomy places the organism in Eukaryota, Metazoa, Chordata, Actinopteri, Siluriformes, Bagridae. The transcript is spliced from 9 exons. Gene Ontology annotation, molecular function: protein binding. The coding region runs from base 827 to 2644 and encodes 605 amino acids.
GCGAUGGAGAUUAAGGCAGGGGCUUUUUGUCAUUUGUGCGAGACAAGCCAUUCAUCCAUCCCGUUCUCAGCCAACAAAAAAAGGCUGCUCCCAGAAAUUAGCAGUUUCAGCUCAGCAGCAAAGCCGUCGGGCUGUGAAGGCACAGAGAAAUUGACUAAUUAGCAAUGCGCACUAAAACUUGACGGUUCUCUCCAUAACGGCGAGGCAGAAAAAAAAGAGUCGUUUUUUUUCCCUUCUAUCUCACUCUUUUUUGUCUUUUCUCCUUUUUUUUCCUCCCCUCUCUCCAUAGAUGUUUGAAAUCGCAGUCAUUUACGCUCGACAGUUUUUACAAUAGCCUUGAGCCAUAAUUUUGCCCGUCUCUCUAGCAUCCAUAGCCCUGCAUGGUCUCUCUCCGCCGGCCAUGCGCGACCGUUUCUCUCCCCAACCGUGGAUUUCCUAUUACUCUCGUUACGACUCACUGAGCCCCAGGCCCAAGGAUAAUGAUGUGUUGUUUCUUGGUAGCAUAAUUUGUCACACGUAUAUUUCUUCUUCUUCUUCUUCUCUUGCAGAAAGCACGGCUCUCUCACUCUCUCUCUCAGCACUCAGCACACUUCUUAGUUUAGUUUAAUUCAGCCGCACGCGUAAUCAAAAAAAAAGAAAGAAAGAAAAAGAAAUACGCGGCUUUGCGCAUCGAGUCUAUAGCCAGACUUUAAGAAGAAAAAAAGAAGAAGAAAAGGAAAGGACGAGAACAAAGACAAAGUGCUGUGAGGAUACACACAUCUUAAGGAUCUGGGGAUACUUUGUUUUCUCCUCUUAAACUCAAGGAGGUGCGAGCGGCUCCCAAGUCAUGUCCAGAUCGGGCGACCGAACGUCUACGUUUGACCCAACACACAGCGACACGCUGCUGCACGGGCUCAACCUGCUGUGGAGGAAGCAGCUCUUCUGCGACGUGACCCUCACAGCUCAGGGACAACAGUUCCACUGCCACAAAGCCGUGCUCGCGUCCUGCUCGCAGUACUUCAGAUCCCUGUUCUCUGCGUCACACGCGCUCAGCAAUGAGCCGCUCGCCGGAAAAGAUCAAAGCAGCGGCGGAACCCCGUCUUCCUCCCCGGAUGAGAAGCUCCUGGCCAGCCCGCGCUCGAUCAGCAACUUGGUGCUGCAGGGCUGCUCGUCCAUCGGGCUGCGCUUGGUGCUCGAAUACCUGUACACGGCCAACGUGACGCUCUCGCUGGACACGGUGGAGGAGGUGCUCUCGGUCAGCAAGAUCCUCAACAUCCCACAGGUCACCAAGCUGAGCGUGCAGUUCCUCAACGACCAGAUCUCCGUCCAGAACUACAAGCAGAUCUGCAAGAUCGCCGCGCUCCAUGGCCUGGACGAGACCAAAAAGCUGGCCAACAAGUAUCUUGUCGAGGAUGUGCUGCUCCUCAACUUCGAGGAGAUGUGCGCCAUGCUGGACGCGCUGCCACCGCCCGUCGAGUCCGAGCUAGCUCUGUUCCAGAUGUCCGUCCUGUGGCUGGAGCACGACCGCGAGACCAGGAUGCACUACGCGCCGGACCUGAUGAAGCGCCUCCGCUUCGCCCUCAUCCCGGCUCCUGAGCUGGUUGAGCGGGUGCAGUCUGUAGACUUCAUGAGAAGUGACCCUGUGUGCCAGAAGCUCCUGCUGGAUGCCAUGAACUACCACCUGAUGCCCUUCAGGCAGCACUGCAGACAGACAACAGCCAGCAGAAUCCGUUCCAACAAAAGGAUGCUGCUGCUAGUUGGAGGUCUGCCUCCAGGACCCGACCGCCUCCCCAGUAAUCUAGUGCAGUACUACGACGACGAAAAGAAAACAUGGAAGAUCCUUACAAUAAUGCCUUACAACAGCGCCCAUCACUGUGUAGUAGAAGUGGAGAACUUUCUUCUGCUACUGGGUGGAGAGGACCAGUGGAACCCGAAUGGCAAACACAGCACUAAUUUUGUAAGCCGAUACGACCCGAGAUUCAACAGCUGGAUCCAGCUGCCUCCCAUGCAGGAAAGGAGGGCGAGCUUCUUUGCGUGUUGUCUCGAUAAACACCUUUACGUCAUUGGAGGAAGGAACGAGACUGGAUACCUGUCCAGCGUGGAGGCGUAUAACCUCGAGACUAACGAGUGGAACUAUGUUUCUUCUCUUCCACAACCUCUCGCGGCUCACGCCGGCGCCGUCCACAAUGGAAAGAUCUACAUUUCGGGUGGCGUCCACAAUGGCGAGUACGUGUCCUGGCUGUACUGCUACGACCCGGUGAUGGACGUGUGGGCCAGGAAACAGGACAUGAACACUAAACGUGCUAUACACGCACUCGCAGUCAUGAACGAUCGCCUUUAUGCUAUUGGUGGAAAUCACUUAAAAGGAUUCUCUCACCUGGACGUGAUGCUGGUGGAAUGUUAUGACCCUAAGGGAGAUCAGUGGAACAUCCUGCAGACACCCAUCCUGGAGGGCCGCAGCGGUCCCGGCUGUGCCGUGCUGGACGACAGCAUUUACUUGGUCGGAGGCUACAGCUGGAGCAUGGGAGCCUACAAGUCGUCCACCAUCUGCUACAGCCCCGAGAAAGGAACGUGGACCGAACCUGAAGGCGAAGUAGCAGAACCUUUAGCUGGACCUGCGUGUGCCACCGUGAUACUCCCAGCCUGCCUGCCGUUUAACAAAUGACAGAUAACUGUGUGAAAAUAAGCCCUUAGGAUGGACAGAAAGGCCAUCGCUAAACAAAACGAUGCAGACUGUCUAGACGGACGGAUCGCGUAGGAGGUGUACAAAUUAUUUUUUUACACGUCUGACGAGAGCACUUUCUUUCCUUCUUUCCUUCUUUAAUACUUAAAAAAGAGAAACACAAUUUGCUUUUAUGUGUGUUGACAUUCAAACCUUCGAUCACCUUUCCCUUCUUUUUUCUGUUCCUUCUCGAUAUCGCACGCAUAACCGAUAUAGCUUCCAUUUGUACUUUGUAUUUUGUGAAGAAGACAAAAAAAAAAAAAGAAGAAGAAGAAGAACAUUAUUCCGAGCUGAUGCAAUGUUGGAAAUUUGAAAUGUGUUUUAUGUCCUGGAACGAUUCAAAAAAACGAAUCGAAUUGUUUUUUUAUUCUAGACGAAACUCAUGAAUCCCGUCGUAAAACACUGUAGAAUAGAGAAGUGUUCACCACGCUCCUGCUUGUUAAAUAUCGUAGCCAUACUGUAAACGGUACAGCGGAUGUACAGAGGACGAAGGUGGAACUAAGUAGUCAUAAAUUAAGCUCCUCUAAUAUAACACAGACGAGGACAAAAAUGGACGAACAAUCAAAAAAUAUAUAUAUAUUGUUUACCGAGCCAUGUGCCGUGUCUGCAUGGUCUUAACUAAGAACCUUAUGUUACGCUUUUAUUUCUUUUUCCCUUUUUCUGUCAGAUAUUACCUGUUAAUGUUUAACAGUGCCUAUUUCUAAUCCUAGGUUCAUUCGUUCUCAUAUAUUUUUUUUUAGACAAUAGAAGAACGCUGUCCAGAAUCGGUUCAGCAAUAAAUUUGACACAUUUGACCUAAACUAAAGAAAUAAAUAGAUAGAGAUUUAAAUGAAGAAAUAAAUAAACUCCAAUGUUUCAAGAUUUGCAGAGCAGCACUGUUAGCGUAGCCGUCGUCCCGAUCGAUCCGGAGAGGUAUCUAUGUUUAUUUUCAUUCCUGUAAAUAGUCUCUUGCGGUGAAACAUUUUUGUGCCAUGGGAUUUAUUAUCAAAUCCUGUUAUGUUAUUAUACAUUUUAAACGAUGAAAAAUAAAAUGGAAAUUCUGGAUUG